Molecule: messenger RNA, 5186 nt
Organism: Oncorhynchus tshawytscha (Chinook salmon)
Lineage: Eukaryota; Metazoa; Chordata; Actinopteri; Salmoniformes; Salmonidae
Product: nuclear receptor coactivator 7
Exons: 16
Coding region: 1271-3514 (747 amino acids)
Biological process (GO): regulation of transcription by RNA polymerase II; response to oxidative stress
Cellular component (GO): nucleus
Source: RefSeq, a predicted model, not a curated record
CUUGCAGAGUUGUCAAGGAAGUGCGUUUGUGUUUAUACAGGACCUCCCGCCUUCACCUACCGUCGUCAAUCAUGUUAAUGCGUAGCUAUAUGGAGCCGUCCAUAUUGUUACAACAUUUGAGAGGCUAAUGGCGAUGCGGUACUGAGUUCAUUUUCGCCUCUACUGUAACGUUACUUGCCUCUGUAGGAUCCAUAUGGCACCGCCGACCACAUUUCGGAUCAAGCAUAAAUUGUCUCUUAAAUGCGCUGCAUGUUCAAUCUGAGGUCUGCAUUGGCCUUGCAGCAUUUACAUGAUAUUGCCUCUGCAGAAGUCAGGGAGUGCAUUCAUAUUUCUGCUUCGCAGAGCUAUAUGGGAGGUCCUGUAAAACAAACUAACUUCAUUGACAAUUUAUUUUACAACUACUCUGCUCGGCGAAGCAGAAGAAGUAUGAAUGCCCUGACUUCUGCAGUGGCCGUAUCAGCUGCACGGCCAAUGCUGAUGGCAGAUUGACAAUGGAGCGCCUUUAACCUGCUACGAAAAAGUUACGUUUGGUUUUAACUGUACCCACUCUAGUCAAAACCGUGUUUUUCUCCAGAAUUUGAGCAUCAACGAGCGAAGCGAUCCAAUGAAAGCGCUUCGAGUGGCAGAAGGCAUUGUGCUAGGCCUUUUGCGGAAUUUAUUUAUAAACUAUAUAUAUUUCCCAAAGGUAUAAGCCACUCCAGUUUUCUAUUCUAAUAAAGGCCAUGUUAUUUUCUGCGAAAGUUAUGUAUAGGCUUUUUCUAUCUGCAAUUAAAUUAAGUAGUGCAACAAACCAAAGUCAUUUUGAAAAGUUACCAUUGUAAUCUAUGCUAUUUUAAGGCGUUUGUAUGGGGAAUUUAACAACAUGUGGGGUUGGAUUGAUUAUUACAGUGAGUUAACCGUUAUUCCAGCCUUGCAAUGAUUCUGCUCAACCACGGGCCCUUUAAAAAGGAUGGAGGAUGAGGGAAAUAGGCGGAGCAUAGAUGCUCAACGUGUUGCUGUUGGCGCUGCAGUAUUGAGCUCUACUCUGCAGUGCUAUCACAGUCUACAGUAACACCGCAAUAUGAAGUCUGCCGAAAUCACCCGCUCUCCAUCAACAUUCCGGGCAGUCUUUGUGACAGGUAUGAUUACGGGUGCCUAAUAACCAUGGGGACCCAACAUAGGAGAACGGAUGCCAGCUGAGCCCCUCAACUCACCAGACCAUCGCUGUUGUCAAUAUCCCAGAAUUCUCAGCUAGGCCCCUAAGAAGGCCUUCUUGCAAACCCUUGGAGCCAUGGAACACAAAAUACAACAGAGGGACAAAAACAGGCCCAGCUACUUUGGCAACGUCAAGACCAGACUGGGGUCCAAGCUCCCUGUUGGGGACACCCAGUCCCCCAGGUUAACUUCCGGACCCUUGGAGACAGGGCCUCAGACCGACCCAACCAAGGAGGCCAGGGCCAGCGGUCAGGGCCACCGUGCCGUGGGGCGUCCCCUUGACCACGUCCCCCACAUCCGGAACCCCCGACUGCGACAGUAUUACCUCCAAGAGCCUAGAUGGGGAAUGGAGGGAACCAUGGCCAAGUCCAUGGGCAGAGAUCACUUGUCAGAUGACAAGGUAGACACUAUGGCUCAACAUGAAUACACGGUGUUCAGUGUCACCUCCAAGUGCAAUAGCCUGGCAGAUCAGACUAAGCUGAACAGGCAGCUCUCCAUCUCUUCCUCCCUCAUCUCCCGGCAGAACCUCCGCGUUCCCAAGAGUAAAGGCUCUGGCCAAGGCUCAUCUCCCGCAGUGAUGCACCUUGACCCCAACCUCAGGCUGGAGCCAGAGUUGGACACUAACCCAGGGCAUGGGCUUUUUCCGGCCCCAUCUGCCAGCCCUCAUUCCCCGUCACCAGAUGCAGAGUAUGACAAACUACUGGAUGUGGAGGCGGUGCCAAUGCCUGACGGACAGCUCUGCCUACUGGCCCUCCCUCCCGAGUGCUCCCAAAGGGAAGGGCAAGCCGCCAUGCCAUAUCUCAAAUUGUUCUGCCGCUACAUCACUGACCGCAAGGGUGUGGUUUCUGGUAUCUUGCUAGUGACGUCCAAUAAGAUCUUCUUUGACCCGUGUAAGACCCACCCGUUGGUGAUGGAGCACGGCUGUGAGGAGUACCUGCUGUCCUGCUCAGUGGACAGCCUGGACUCUGUCUCAUUCUACUCGGACAUUUCCCACGUGCACUUCAACACCUCCACACACAGGUGGAAAGGAACUAAAAAGACCCAGAAAACGGUCUCCAAAACUGGCAAGACGCUCCAGCAGGGUGGGAGGCGAAGCAGCCGUAGCCCACAGCACAAAGGGGAGACUGUCCCAGUGCUGGUCUCUGCUGCUACGUCGGAGCUGAGGUCUGCCCUGGCUCUCAGCCUGGUCCAAGGGUUCGCUGAGGAGGAGAGUAGCAGUGACAUGACUCAGGCAGAGAAGCAGCUGGAGGGGAAGGGAAGCCCGCUGGUUGUGCAGUCAUCCGGGGCUGAGCUGAGCAGUGCUGCCACCUUUUGUUGUGGAGGACAAGUGGCAGCAGGGACGAGAAAUCUAGUGAGAAUGGAGCAGGUGGACAGAGAGGGGACGGAGAAGGAGCAGUCUGUAAGGAAUCGGACGUCAGGCCUCUCUAGACCUUCAGGGACUUUUGGGUGUCUCAUGUUUGUCAGGCUGCGGCUCCAGGGGUCCGCUGGGAAGAAGGGUGUGGCUGCAGGCUUGCAGCUGGGGACAACAAAAACCUUACCCCGGAGGGAUGCCUGGUUCGCCUUUUCCCAGGAGAGCUCAGACGAGCUCUACGCCUAUCUGAGCCACUGGAGGCCUGACCUAUGCGUACUGGAGGGAGGGUCGGAGGAGGGGGAGGGCGACAAAGACGAGUUUGUACUGGUUGACAACGGGGAGGAGGAGGAAGAAGUGUCCAAGAACCACGGACGGACUGGGGAGGACUGGGAGAUGGUGUCAGUGGAGGAUGGUGGCGGGAGACUACCUCUGGUCAUGGACAAAGAUCCAGAGGGACUGUGUGAGAUAGUGGAGCAGAGUCGCAUCUUGGACGCAACGCUUGUCAGAGAGCUCUCAGCCGAGUUGCCUCCCAGGACAGUGGGCCACAUGUGGCAUCUGGCCUACAGCACUUCUCUUCACGGCUCCAGCCUCAAGUCCCUCUACCGGAAGCUGAACGGCAGCGACUCGCCUGUACUCAUGGUCAUCAAGGACUCGCUCAAUCAGGUGUUUGGGAGCUUUCUCUCUCACCCACUGAGGCCGAGCGAGACCUUCUAUGGCACAGGAGAGACAUUCCUCUUCAUGCUGCAUCCUCGAUUCAAGUGUUUCAGAUGGACAAGAGAGAACUCCUUCUUCAUAAAGGGAGACCUGGACUCUUUUGCUAUCGGAGGAGGAAGUGGUCACUUUGGCCUGUGGCUGGAUGAGACGCUGUACCUGGGCAGGAGUAGCCCUUGUUACACCUUCAACAACUGCUGCCUCUCAGAAAGAGACGACUUCCACGUCAUAGAGCUGGAGGUGUGGACAUUCUGGUGAAGGCCUGCCCUCUUCAACUUGCCUAGCAACACCCACUCAUGAUGUCUGGCUGUCCAAUGACUGCUUUAAACAAGACUCUAGAACAAUGAGUUGGAUGUACCUCACUAUUUUGACUUAAUUCUUAAUCCCCCCCCACACACACACACACUCUUUCGCAGGUUGGUAUGGUCCUCACGGUCAUCUGACUCUGCCUUGUGGAUACUGUAGUUCAGUGGUGGAAUUCACAUCUUCUAGCAAUGGAUCUCCAUCUGAAGGCCUACCUGCAUGUGUAAGCCUGCAUUUCCACCCCAGCACAAUUGGCACUGUUAUUCUAGCACCAUUUUUUUUUUACACAUCUUUUUUGCUGCCUGUGAAUCGCUAACCUGAAGGUGGCUGUCUCUUUUGUAAAAUGGAGGCACUGAAAUUCGAAGAACUAGGGGCUCACUAUGCCCCUUUUUGCAUAUAGACCAAAUUAUAUGAACUGAUGUACACAUUUAGUCAAAGCGAACAAAAAAAGGACUUGGGGGAACAUGGUCUAACCUAAAUAUUUAUAGAAAUGUUUUAUGUUACCCAAUCAAACAAUACAUGAAAGUUGCUGUCACUGAUCAAAAGUUAUAUUGUGGGAACAUAGAUCUAACAAGUAGACAAAAUGUGGCUAAUGUUAUUAUAACAUGUCUUUAUCUGAUACUUUUUGAGAAACAUCGAUUUCAUCCAGUGGUCAUUGCAAGCUUACGGGACUGAAAAUAACAAUCAAGACUCAAUCUAUUUUUAUUUUUUUUUGCACAAAAUUAGGCACAAAUAGUCAAAGGUUAUUUCAAGGGGAUGACUACCUCUACAAUGCUAACAUGUGCCUACAUUGCAGUGCUUAAAAGGAAAGAUUCAACCAUUUUGAAUGUUUUAUCGUAUUUGUGCAUCUCUGAGCGAUGUUCUAUCAAUUCCUAGGGUCCUUUCAUGUUUAUCUGAGCUAUUUGCUGUUCAAGCAGGCAAAAAAAUACAGCCUGCUUGAACAGCGAAUAGCUCAGAUACACAUGAAAGGACCCUAGGAAUUGAUAGAACAGUAAUGCACAUAUGAUAUAACAUUCAAAAUGGGUGAAUCUUUCCUUUUUAGAGGAUGGAGAAAUUACAUUUUAAGAUAUUACCUGUUUCAAGUGUCAAUGUACACGUGGUAGAACCCGAAGAAUAUCACUAAAUCCAUUUCAUCUCGCUCUUAACUGUUGCUUGUGUUAGAUAAUCUUUGGUGUAGUCACACUUUAAAUUCUGAUCUCAUGGGUAAGGUGUUAAUUAACCUGUAGUUCCAUAACAUGAGAUCUACAUCAACAAUGUUUUUGCUUCAUAGGAAAGCAAUUACAUUACAAUUGUGCCAGCAUCCAACUUUUGGUGUUUCCAUGACAGCUGUUGGUGACCUCGGGAACAGAGCAGGGCUGUUGCCUGCAGAAGUUUUAGCAAUGACAUCAGGCCUUGGCCAGCCAACUUUGGACUUUCAGGCAGGCCCUCAAACUGCUAAAACUCCAGAGGGAAUGACUUGACCUGCUCUGCCACUCCAACAAUGACUGACAAGUAUUACAGAAAUCUAUGGUUCUUUACAUGUUGCAAAACAGUGCUUAUUAAGAAAACACUAAUUAGUACAAUGCAUUAUGGUGUGUGCUUGUUUUGGUGUGAACGUUUCAAGUGAGUAAAACAAAUUUGAACUCAC